Folsomia candida is the source of this 786-nucleotide messenger RNA. RefSeq lists its product as uncharacterized. Bases 125 to 634 code for a protein of 169 amino acids. Lineage: Eukaryota; Metazoa; Arthropoda; Collembola; Entomobryomorpha; Isotomidae. The transcript is spliced from 4 exons. The record is from RefSeq and is a predicted model, not a curated record.
CGUCACUUUUAACACCGCACUCGCCAGUCGGGUUACGUCGCAAUUGCGGACUCGGUUUAAACACAAUUUUAUAAAGGAGAAAAAUUUUGCCUUAUUUUGUUGCCUAAAAUUAGUGCCCAUCAAAAUGAAGGAGAUUAGUAAAGUCGUCAUUGCCAAAAUUGUGUGCCUGGUCGUCCUCUUCAUCGCAACCGUGGUGGGGUGCCACGCCCACUUUAACAACAUUUUUAAAGAUUGGUGGGACGUAAAGGGGGUUCCUGAGGCGUGUAAAGCGGUUAAAGCCUGUCCCAGCAAUGCCAUGGCGAUGGAACGGACCUUCGUCGCAUUCACGAUUAUUUUCGUAAUUUUAUCCGUCAUCAGCAUUGUGGCCAGUUUUGUGAUUGAUGCGGGAAAAUUGAGGCUCCCGGAUGCUGGAUAUCAUGCCGUGGCAGGACUGCUUCUCUUCAUUUCGGGAAUUUUGCUCAUCGCGGCGGCCUCGCAGAUAGAUGACGCCACGACGCCCAGCACGUCGCCGGGUCAAACGAUCCGAUUGCUGCGAGAAUAUACAAAGUAUUCAAACAAACUGGCGGGAGGGUCACUCGCCAUUAUUGAUGCAUUACUCUACUUCGCCACGAGUGGAUUAAUCUUCAAGUCGUAACUUAAAAAAACGAUAUGGAAAUGAUUUUAACACAUGAAAUUGAUGAUAUAUAAAUUCGACCAAAAUUAAGAUUGAAUUAUUAAUUAUUCAAUAAAUGAAUAGUGACGUAUAAAUGACGAACAGAAAUAAAAUGGAAGUGAAUAUUUUCAUAA